AUGCAGGAAAUUCGGAAGGAAAAUGAAGUCUUGCGCCGUAUUGCUCAAGCCAGUAAUGCAAUUCGACGGAAGCAUAAAAUCCUCAAGACGGGAAAAGAGUCGCUGCAGGAAACAAUAGAGGAAGUCUUCAAACCUGUGGUAACCCCGCUGCAGGCAUUAGUCAACGUCUCUCGAGACGCGAAACCUGUAAAGCAGGACGUGAAGGAAAAAAUCAAAACUGAAACGAUGAAUAAACCGAAGAACGAAAUGGAAUCUGAAGCUGAAGAUUCUUUUGCAACUGCAGAGGAAGAGGAUCAAACAAUCACAGAACAGAACGAGCUGGAUACUUUAUACGGGGUACGGAACCUUUCUACCGCCGGGCUGAUGAUUGGUAACUCACCGAUAAGCUUCGAGCGCAAUUUCAUUCGCAUAGGGAGUACAGUGUACCCGAAAACUCAAGGUCUGCUGGAGUUGUUGUUCAAGAAGAUGCCGAACAGCGUUCACGUCGCCCCCAACGACAAGAAGAAUUACAAGAACAUCCUUCUCGCAACAAAUGCUCACAGAAAGUAUUACAGCGCCACCGAGCCUAUCCGAAACACCCCCUGCGCCAAAUUCAAGCACCUAAUUGCAGAGCUGCUUGACAUCAAUACAUCAUCACCAUCGUCAUCGAAGCGUACGGGCGAAGGUGUUUUGCUACCUCAGGCUUGGGUUACACGACAGGGUGUUAGAACAGAUUAUAUUUUCUGGGACGACGCAAACGAGUUGGUGGAACGUCUUCGUUUGCUGACGGCAUCUCAAGCGGCUGGGAAUACAAGUCACAACAACGAAAUUAUGUCGAUUCUCCAAGAAUUGCGGGAAGCCGGAAUCAUCUAUUGA
Messenger RNA from Diprion similis, 855 nucleotides. RefSeq lists its product as uncharacterized. The transcript has 2 exons. The record is from RefSeq and is a predicted model, not a curated record. NCBI's taxonomy places the organism in Eukaryota, Metazoa, Arthropoda, Insecta, Hymenoptera, Diprionidae. Bases 1 to 855 code for a protein of 284 amino acids.